Paramuricea clavata is the source of this 2257-nucleotide messenger RNA. Lineage: Eukaryota; Metazoa; Cnidaria; Anthozoa; Malacalcyonacea; Plexauridae. The record is from the annotation of a GenBank genome assembly.
AUGAAUGAGAGAACCACAGAGAAAGACGAACAGAGUCGUACGAUCAUUUUGCCCCAUUGCACAUGGGACAAAUUCGGAGACAUUCUCGCCAACAAUGGGGGAAAACUGUAUGGUUUGUUUGAUGAGAUGAUCUCAUUCUUUUCCACGAUGAACAUGUAUUCUUCUUCGCGGGCCGCAGUACAGGAUAACCGGGAGUACCAAGAUUUUUUAAAAAUGUUUACCGGCAAAGGAAAGACUAGAGAAACCAGUAAGUCAUCCCGCUACUGUUUAUUUCCAACAUCCAUCUGCAUGGUUUCCGCCAGUCUGGUAGAAUAUUAUAGCAAACAGCCAUAUUUUUGAGAUCAGUGAGGUCCACCCAAGAACCAUAGUGACGCGCCCGCGAUACUUCAUGAACUUUAGACUUCGCUAGUGCUUUCCUUUCCUCGGGUGUAAAUAGCCGGGCGGAAUUAGUACCCUUGCCCCGGGCUUACGCCCUGAACGGCGCUCCGUGCCGUUGCCUCGGGGAUAAACCGUACAUAUAUAUCUACAGUAACAUACAAUUGUGAAUUUUGCACGACGCUAUAGAUAUCGGGUGGAAAACCACAUUAAAUACAGAUAAUUUUAUACAAUUCUUUAUUACUACAGACAACUCUAUAAUGCAUUCAUUAUUUAACUGUCUUUUAUUGAUUUUCACUUCUUUUUCAGUAACGGGAAAUGCCAACUUUAACAUGUCCCAGACUUCCCUAACGUUACUAGGGUUCACUCAACCACAGUCGGCAUUGCCAAUUAUACACAACCCGCAAAAUAAUGCCAAGGGUUUCACCUCAAGGAUACUUUGGUAUUUUCCCAAACCUAUUUACAGUCGCUUGAAAGAUCUUGAGCUGACAACAGAAGAGAUGCAAAUAGCAAAGGAGGGUGAAGAGAUGUUACGUAAGUAACUUUAAAUAACAUAACUAUAUAGUUUGUCAUAUACAAAUUCAGGACUCCUAACGAAACCCAAACUUUCUAGUACAGGAUUCAUGCAUGUUGCCAUUCAGACACAUGACGCCGACGUCUUGCUUUUCAUCCGUACAGGAAAUUUUCGAUCCGAAAAAAAUGAGGAGAAACUAUAUAGUUUCUAUAUUCUAACCUUUUCCGUUUAGCCAGAAAUGGAGGAUGUUGUGUAAAGGAGGUUGCACUCCCAAUUCUUAAGGGAAAGGAAUUUUCGACAUCUUAGUUUCUCCGAACAUCGCUUGGCUUCUUCGUUAUAUGUUCUCGCUUAUAUUCAAUAAAUUUCCCAUCCAUUUUUUAGUUCAAAUGCUUGCUAACUUGUACCUGGCUGCGGAAGACACAUUCACCAUCACUGAAAACGACAAAAUUGUUGAUGUCAAGGUGACGCGUGACAGAUAUAGUUUAUCUGAAGACGCCAAACAUCUAUUUGCAAAAAUUCACGACGACUGGGAAAUAAAUUUGUGUCAGAAGUAUCAUUACGACACACUUAUAAGUGGUAAGUCUUUAAACCAAAACGCUAACGCUAUGUUCUUCCUACUAUUGACCCAAACGUUUGACCUAACUGAAAUACUCCAAACAAACAUAGCAAAUUUAUUUUUUCCGUCAAUCUAUUAGCUUCAAGUAGGCACAUAUGUAUACAUUUUCGUUGUUACUGACAAAGAUCACGAUAGUGCCAAACACAUAUCUUUUAUGCAAUUAAGAAGACAUUUUUUAAUGCCACGUAACAUUCAGUUACGCUCAAUUUGACUUAAUUAAAAAAUUUUAAUGUUUUUUUCCAUCAGCAAAAACACUUCAACACAAAUCAUUGUGAGUGCAUAAACGAGUAUUCUAGAAAAUAUAAUGAUAGACUGAAACAAGUAACCUCUUAUAUAUAAUACCAUCACGUGUUACCUUUUUUAAACUUUCUUCUUGAAAUGCUGAAUAUGUUAGUCGACGGUGCACAUUUCCUUAGUCAACUCCGUCAUGAAUACGUUAUUUUUUAGGUCUAUUCGCUAGAGGAAAUUCCCACGUGAUACGGUUAGCAGUACCAUUACACCACCUUUUUGAAGUUUUCAAAGACGAUGAUGUUGAAGAUGGAAACACAGGAAGUCAAGACAACCACUAUACGAUGGCGUAUGACGAUGAUGAUGUCGAUAUUAUUCCUGAUUCCCUUCAACAAGACGCAAGCUCAACAUCAUCCCAGCAAGCUCAUUCUACACCAACCGAAAGGGUAGUCAAGGCACCAGCUAUAAUGGCGGCACACUCCAUUGUCGACAGUUGUUUGCGCCAUUGUUGUAAGUAUUUUUAA